AUGGCGGUGGAUGCAUUGCAGCGCUUGCUCAAACUCAGAGAGAAGCAGGACACCAAACAAUCAGCGCCCAGUCUGGAGCUGUCGCUGUCGCACCUCAUUCAGUCUCCCAGCACGACAGCCAACACUGAAGCCGUUUCUGACCAAACUGAAGCAAAAAUCCGAAGGUGCCGAGAUGCACUGAAAAGUUUCCUUGAAAAUCAAACGAAGGAUCUAUCUCAGGGAACAAAGGACGAAGGAUGUUCGACCCCUUUAAACAAGAUCUAUACAGAGCUUUACAUCACAGGAGGAGGCAGUGGGGAGGUUCAUAGUGAACAUGAAGUGAUCAAGUUAGAAUGCAAAAGGAGUCCGAGUGAGGAGAAGAACAUCCAGCUCAGUGACAUUUUUAAACCUUUAGCAGAAGAAGAAAGCCCUCCUCAGAGAGUUCUGACGAAGGGAAUCGCUGGCAUUGGAAAGUCGGUAGCUGUGCAGAAAUUCACUCAGGACUGGGCGACCGGAGAAGCCAACCAAACUACUGACUUUGUAUUUCCAUUCACAUUCAGAGACUUGAAUUUAAUAAAAGAGGACUGUUCUCUUGUGUCGUUAGUAAGUUCCCAUUUCGAAGAAGUGGAGGAUUUGGAACCAUCAGACUACAACAGUUCAAGUGUUUUGUUCAUCUUUGAUGGCCUUGAUGAAAGCCAGUUACCUCUGGAUUUCAAGAAAAUUAAGAAGUGCAGAGAUGUUACAAAGCUCACAACAUUAGACGUCCUGCUUACAAACUUAAUCUCAGGGAACCUGCUGCACAAAGCCUCGAUCUGGAUCACAAGUAGACCAGCUGCAGCCACUAAGAUUCCUCCUGAGGUCUUCAACAGAGUGACCGAGGUACGAGGCUUCAACGAUGACCAGAAGAAGGAGUACUUUCAGAAGAAAGUUACUGACAAAAACAUGUCUCAGAAGAUACUCAAUCAUCUUCAGUCAAAGCCACUGAGAAGUCUCUACAUCAUGUGCCACAUCCCAGUCUUCUGUUGGAUUUCAGCCUCGACUCUCCAGAAUCUCUUAACAGAAACUCACAAAGGUGAGUUGCCCAAGACUCUGACUGAAAUGUACACACACUUCCUGAUCAUCCAGACGGAGCUGAAACACCAGAAGGAUUAUGAGGAAGGUGAAUCGGACAAAGAAGUCAUCAUGAAAUUGGGAAAGCUGGCAUUUGAACAGCUACAGAAGGGCAACAUCAUCUUCAAGAAAGAAGACAUAGAAAAGUGUGAGAUUGACUUGAAACAAGCUGCAGUUUUUUCAGGAGUUUGUACAGAGAUCCUCAGAAAAGAGUCUGGACUUCACAAACAAGAGAUUUACUCUUUCAUACAUUUAACUGUUCAUGAGUUUCUUGCAGCUCUGUAUGUCUUACAGACCUUCAUCGAUAGGGGAGAAAAUCUGCUCACCAACCUGACAAAGAAAACACAGUUUCCUCUCUUCUCCCUACAGAAGAGCGCAGUGGAUCUGGCUUUGGACAACAAUCUGGGACAAUGGGACUUGUUCCUUCGCUUCCUGCUCGGCCUGUCACAGGAUAAAAGUCAGAAGCUUCUUCAGGAAGAAUUGGAAUUCAAAGGAAUUCUUCAACAGAGCAACAAGAAGACAAUCGACUACAUUCAAGAGAAGAUCAAGAAGCUGUCCAACCACGACAAGAGCAUCAAUCUGUUCCAUUGUUUGAAUGAGUUGGGUGACCGGUCUCUGGUCGAGCAAGUCCAACUUUAUCUGAGCUCAGGAGAUGCUAGUAAGCUGUUACCUGAACACUGGUCAGCUCUGGUCUUCCAGCUGCUCGUUUCCAAUGAUGACCUGGAUGUCUUUGACCUGAAGAAAUACCACAGAUCAGAUGAAGCUCUGGAGAGGCUGCUGCCAGUGCUCAAAGCAUCAAAGACAGCUUUGUUGAGUGACUGUUAUCUCGCAGACAGAAGUUGCAGAAAUAUUUCAUCAGUUCUCAGCUUGAAGUCUUCUGGUCUGGAGGAGUUAGACCUGAGCAGAAACAGACUGCAGGACUCUGAACUGAAGCAGCUCUCUGAAGGUCUAAAAAGUCCCGACUGCAAACUCCAAACACUCAGACUGGGUCACUGUUGGUUUACAAAGAGAGGCUUUGCCGCUCUGACUUCCAGUCUGAAGUCAAACCCCGCCCACCUGAGAGUCCUGGAUCUGACAGAUAAUGACCUUAGAGACAGUGAUGUCAGAGACCUUUGUGAGUUCUUGGCAGAUCCACGUUGUCGACUGCAGACACUGAACCUGGAGUCCUGCUGGUUACCAGCAGUGAGCUGCUGGUCUUUGACCUCUGACCUCAGAGCCUCCUCUGCUCUCAAAGAGCUCGACCUGAGCCGGAACUACCUGGAGGACCAGGGGGUGGAGCUGCUUUCUGAUUGGCUGAAGAAACCCCAGUGUACACUGGAGAUACUGAGACUUGCUGGCUGUGAGUUUACAAAGAGAGGCUUUGCUGCUCUGACUUCCAGUCUGAAGUCAAACCCCGCCCACCUGAGAGUCCUGGAUCUGACAGAUAAUGGCCUUAGAGACAGUGAUGUCAGAGACCUUUGUGAGUUCUUGGCAAAUCCACGUUGUCGACUGCAGACACUGAACCUGAAGUCCUGCAGGUUGCCAGCAGAGAGCUGGCGGUCUUUGACCUCUGACCUCAGAGCCUCCUCUGCUCUCAAACAGCUCGACCUGAGUCAGAACCACCUGGAGGACCAGGGGCUGGAGCUGCUUUCUGAUUGGCUGAAGAAACCCCAGUGUAUACUGGAGAUACUGAGACUGGCUGACUGUGAGUUUACAAAGAGAGGCUUUGCUGCUCUGACUUCCAGUCUGAAGUCAAACCCCGCCCACCUGAGAGUCCUGGAUCUGACAGGAAAUUACCUUGUAGACAGUGAUGUCAAAGACCUUUGUGAGUUCUUGGCAGAUCCACGUUGUCGACUGCAGACACUGAACCUGAACCAAUGCAGCUUACCAGCAGAGAGCUGGCGGUCUUUGACCUCUGACCUCAGAGCCUCCUCUGCUCUCAAAGAGCUCGACCUGAGAGAGAACCACCUGGAGGACCAGGGGGUGGAGCUGCUUUCUGAUUGGCUGAAGAAACCCCAGUGUACACUGGAGAUACUGAGGUUGUCGUUCUGCACAGAGAGACACUGUGAGUAUCUGGCCUCGGCUCUGAGGUCGGACACUUCACAUCUCAGAGAGCUGAAGCUGAGCUACAGUCAUCCAGGAGAAUCAGGUCUGAAGCUGCUGACAGACAUAAAGGAGGACAAACGUUACAGCCUGCAGACACUGAGAGUGUCAGAGGGGUUUAUUUUAACAUGAACGGGACCAAAAAGACACCAAUGGAUCGUUAUCCUACUUUAGUCUGAAAGAAAUGAACUGAACUACAACGUGUGUGUCACAGUGACCUCAGAUGCAUCCUGAUUCUUCUCUCCUUAAAGAAUCAGUGCUCAUCAGGAGGGGAGGUUCUAGUGAGGCAAUAAGGUUAUUAAAAAUAUGAAAUAUUGGUUUUAGGCUGGUAGAUAUCCUGCUAGCAUAGCCAGUUCACUAUAACGGUGCGCUAUCUUUCUAGACGAGGAAUGUGCCAGUUGUCCACGGCAGAUGACAUCACCUAUUUACUCUCCUUUUGUCAUAAAUGCAGGCAUGUAUGACAUUAUGUUUAAUAUGUUCUUCUAUAUGAAUUAAGUUUUUGUUCCAUGUUUAUUAAGAAAAUUUACUAAAAAGUAGGUAACAGCCCACUGGAAAAUUAUUUUUUAUUUUACAAUAUAUUUUUUCGUAUUAUAAGAGGCAAAUUUCAGUUUAAAUAACUUUUUUUUCUAAAAGCCAAGAUACUAUCAAUGUAUUACUUUACAGAUGCACUGUAUUUUUCUGUAAAAGAAAUAAAGAGACAGAGGAUUAUCAAUAAGACCGGGAAUACACCAGUUGUCCACGGCAGAUGACUUUACCUAUUUACUCUCCUUUUGUCAUAAAUACAUAUACCAACAAAUCCUGCUAUUACCAAGAGCUGAGCAGUGUAAAGUUGUAAAGAGUUCUCAUUUAACACAAGACACAACACAGAGGUCACAUAUGGAAAGUCAGAGGGGCAUACUAUAUUGUGUGUUUGAAACAUUUGACAAUCAUAAUUGUUUAAGUUAAAUGGAAAAUUAGUUUUUAGUUCAAAACAUUUGAUAAAGAUAACCAUUUAAUGUAUUUGUUUAUUAUAUAUUUUAUUUUUCCCAUGCCUCUCCUGACAUAUCACUGCCUCUUUCCACUGUUUCUCCUCCUCUUACUGCAGCUCUGCUGUUUGGUUUCCUCCCUCUGAUUUAAACAGUUAUUGUGAAAUAGCAGAGUGCUCUAUGAAGCGAAGGAGGUGCUAAACCUAACAGGUAGGAGGAGGACAGCUUUAGAAAAGGUGCAGCUUACCUUUUAUCGUUUGUGUUUAAAGUCUCAGAUGCCUCAGGUUUACAUCAACCAGAUGAGAGUUUACUUUAUUGGACACAAUAACAGAGACUUCACAGGUAUGGCAUGAAAAUUAGAGCAUCAAGUAAUAAAACAUGUGUCUAUACAAAUUAACUUAAUUCCUUUUCAGAAACAUAGAAUAUGUAACUCUGGUUAGCUAAAAUAUGACAACAAAGAAAAAACUGUUAAUACCGGUUUUCUGUCAUGUUGUAUGGGGCUGCAACAAUUAUUUUCAUUAUUAAACCAAUCUUUCCAUCAUUUCCAUGACUAAUCAAUUAACCACCUUGACAAUAAAAUGUAAGGAA
Centropristis striata (black sea bass) is the source of this 4724-nucleotide messenger RNA. Its product is annotated as NACHT, LRR and PYD domains-containing protein 12-like. Gene Ontology annotation, molecular function: protein binding. The record is from RefSeq and is a predicted model, not a curated record. The coding region runs from base 1 to 3303 and encodes 1100 amino acids. NCBI's taxonomy places the organism in Eukaryota, Metazoa, Chordata, Actinopteri, Perciformes, Serranidae. The transcript is spliced from 12 exons.